AUGGAGUGGUUCUGGCAGGAUGUGCCACCGCCCGUUGCGCAGCCACCGUGUGAGACGUGGGUGGCGGAGUCUGGCGAUGCAUGCGCAAAGGUGUUGAUGAACACCGACACGACGGACAGGGCCGGAGAUUGCAUGCGGCCGUCGAUGACAAUCACAAACGCUGAGGAGGACGAAGAGGAGGGGCGGGGGAGCUCGCAUCCGGUCAUGUACAUUUCCCCAGACGUGGCUGACGUGGUGCGGAAAUCGUCGCGGGAGUUAUUCCACUCCCUGCUGCGGAGCUCGAACUCCACACAGAGCUCGGCGCUGCUGCAAGGCCCCCCGCUCGCCAUCACGUGGCACAGGCCUACAACACCGUCUCCGCAGCCAUCCGUUGCGCCUUCAGCAUUUAGACCGCUGCCACACACGAAGCGCACGCGUGAGGCGGCCGGGUUGUCAGAGGUCUCAUCGGAUGGUGGCUUGGAAGCGCGGGCACUUUUCGUGCGUGGAGGGGCGCACCCCAGAUCUCUGUGUGCGGCAGCGAGGCAAUGGAGCGUCGAGGGUGAUGACCAGCUCACCGCACACGACAAGACUGAGCCGGCUAAGAGUUUGCAGCAAACCCCUCGGUGGACGUCAACGCGAAAGAGGCCGCGUGAGGAGGAGGAGGAGGAGGAGGAGAUGGGAGUUGAUGCCCACGACGCGGCCCACGAGCGGUAUGUUUACGGGCGCUAA
Molecule: messenger RNA, 708 nt
Organism: Trypanosoma rangeli
Lineage: Eukaryota; Euglenozoa; Kinetoplastea; Trypanosomatida; Trypanosomatidae
Exons: 1
Coding region: 1-708 (235 amino acids)
Source: RefSeq, a predicted model, not a curated record